This is a messenger RNA of Sapajus apella (tufted capuchin), 3062 nucleotides long. RefSeq names its product sorting nexin 10 (gene SNX10). The transcript is spliced from 7 exons. Lineage: Eukaryota; Metazoa; Chordata; Mammalia; Primates; Cebidae. Gene Ontology annotation, molecular function: phosphatidylinositol binding. The record is from RefSeq and is a predicted model, not a curated record. Gene Ontology annotation, biological process: intracellular protein transport. Bases 683 to 1288 code for a protein of 201 amino acids.
UUGAGUUGAGGAAUUGGGAGGGGUAGGCAGGUUUAUUCGUGGGAUUGUGGCAUUGUGGGAGAAGGCCCGAGGGAAAAUUCAUAUUGACUGAUUAUCAGAUUUGGUGACCAGGAAAGCAACAGCCUGUUUUUCAGUGCCGAUGUAUCAUACUUUUCCCAAAUUACACGGAUUAUUCAGGGGGCUGGUCAUAGAAUGGGGAGCAACAUGUCCUGCUGAAAGGAAGGGCUUCUAUCUCUGCACUACACGUUAAGAAUGGUGGAAUUAGAAAAUUAGAGCAGGGAGGAGGCUUGCACAUGAUCUCCAUCAAACCUUUCAUUUUACAGACAGGGAGGAGGCAAAGGCCGGGGGAAGCCGAGUAUUGUGGCCAGGAUCAUUCAGCCAGAUAGGAGCAGAACUAGGCCUACAAGCUGGCGGGCUUCUGACUUCCACCCCAGUUACGUCCACCUUUGGGGCCUGGGAACUGGGUUUGGAUUGCGUAAACUCCUCCUCCUCUCCUGGGAGGGGGCUGGGCUGGAGGGCUGAGGCCUUCACCCGGAAGAAGCGGGCACUGCUUGGAUAGUUGACCAGCCUCUGCCGGGCUCCUCAAUGGGAGAAUGGAGGUGAGGUCAGGGACUUCUGCCUCGCCUUUGCCAUCACUUCCAGUGAUGCCUAUUCCUAAGAUUGAUCGUGUCCUGUGCUGAAAAUGUUUCCGGAACAACAGAAAGAGGAGUUUGUAAGUGUCUGGGUUCGAGAUCCUAGGAUUCAGAAGGAGGACUUCUGGCAUUCUUACAUUGACUAUGAGAUAUGUAUUCAUACUAAUAGCAUGUGUUUUACAAUGAAAACGUCCUGUGUACGAAGAAGAUAUAGAGAAUUCGUGUGGCUGAGGCAGAGACUCCAAAGUAAUGCAUUGCUGGUACAACUGCCGGAACUUCCAUCUAAAAACUUAUUUUUCAACAUGAACAAUCGCCAACAUGUGGAUCAGCGUCGCCAGGGUCUGGAAGAUUUCCUCAGAAAAGUCCUACAGAAUGCACUUUUGCUUUCAGAUAGCAGCCUUCACCUCUUCUUACAGAGCCAUCUGAAUUCAGAAGACAUUGAGGCGUGUGUUUCGGGGCAGACUAAGUACUCUGUGGAAGAAGCAAUUCACAAGUUUGCCUUGAUGAACAGACGGUUCCCUGAAGAAGAUGAAGAAGGAAAAAAAGAAAAUGAUAUAGAUUAUGAUUCAGAAAGUUCAUCCUCUGGGCUUGGACACAGUAGUGAUGACAGCAGUUCACAUGGAUGUAAAGUAAAUACAGCUCCGCAGGAAUCCUGAAAAAUAAUUCUAAUGUUACUAUCUUAGGAACAGCAAAUUAUGUCCAGUCAUAGAGAAGAUAGCUUCGUAACAGUAUAUUCUUACCUAAAGCUCAGUGUCAUGAUGUUAGGUAUUUAAAUUCUUAAAGAUGUUGGGUUGUUUAUUAAUGAUAUUUUUAUGUUGUCUUAUUUUAGGUAAGCUUCUGUGUAAAGCUAAAAAUCCUGUGAAUGUAAUACUAUCCUUUAUAGGCAGACAUUAUUGGUAAACAAGAUCUUGCUCUCAAAUGAAAUGACUUACAUGUUUUAAAAAACCUAGUUGUCUUUAUUGAAUUUAAAAAGAUAGGUAAAUAAGUAGCAUUUAAAAUCAAGAUACAGCAUUUCUUCUUGUAUCAUGGGGCAGUGUUACCGUAAACACAGUGUAUAUGUUAUUAACCACUAUGAAGAGUAACAGCAUAGAUGAGACUGCCUCUCUCAAGACAUGUGGCUGAUAUUUUGUAGAUACCUCCCACGCACUGGCAAAACACUAUGCUUUUGGGUGUUUGACUGAAUUAUUUUAAGAGUAUUUAACCUUUCCAGUAUUCUGUUUCACGCUUAGAUGGAAAUGUAUCUUAUGAGUAGAGACAUAUUAAAAUAAUGUUUACAUCUUAGAAAAAAACAUAGAUAGUGCUAAUAAUAUUACUUAUAAUUGCAAUAUACAGAUUCAGAAAGACAUUUUCAUUGUCCAAAAUCAGCUUCACCAAAUGGUUUCUGGAGAUAAAUCGUUUGUUUUCAUUAUCACAUAAUUAGAACUAUAGGUUAAUGAUUUAUUUUCUGACUAAAUGUGCAAUUUCUUAUCACUAGAUAACUUUCAGUAUCAGUGGUGGUUACUUACUACUUAAAUCAGAGGAAGGAUCUUAUAAAAAUUAAUAAAUUUAAUUUUACCAAUAAAUAUUCCCAUAAUUUAGAAAAGGAUGUCAACUUGCUAAUUUCAGAAAUAUUCAUUAAAAAGGCCCUUUCUUUUAAAGCAUCCACUUGAAGACUAGUAUAAUUUUAUAAAAUGUCUUUUUUUUUUUUUUUUAGUGUCCCAAAGGUAUCUUAGAUAAACUGUUUUGAACUUCAGAUUUCAGAUAAGGCAGAAUUUUUGUGAGAUAAUUACUCAAGUUUCUUCCAUGUUGAAUGGCACAAAAUAUUUCUGUGAAACUAACAAAAAGGUAUUUUCAGAUAACUAGGAUAACUUGUUGCUUUAAUUAAAUGUUACCCAGCCUAACUGGAGAGUGGCCAGAGCUGCAACAAAAAGCAACUUUUCAUUUUCACUAGGAAUUUAAAAGUUAUUGUAUUAUUAAAAAGUCUUUACAAUGCUUGUUUCAAAGAACCAACAGAAAAAAAAAAGCUAACAAAACUAAAAACUAACAUUUAAAAAAUUAAAUUCAGAAUAAGAAUGAUUUCUUUUUUCUUUGUCCUUUUUUCUUUGGUCUAAAACAUUAUUAAAUUUUGGUAAAUAUUUUGAUUUAAUGUGUCUUAGAUCCUCAUGAUUUUAAUACAGGAAAAGAAAAUAUUUAGCAAUUUCUUACCAUGCUAACAUGUAAAGUUUGUGCCAUCCAGGCAUUUAAGAGUGAUCCUCAUCCUUUAAUUAAUAUGUAUUUGAGUUGACAUUUGUUUUACAGCUGUUUUGAAAAACACAUACUGUGCCACCAAUUGUCAUAUUAUUUUUAGAUAAUGUAUCAUAGCCAUCAAAAUUAAUAUUAAGUAAUGCCUAAUAUUUGGUAUGUAAAUGUAAUGAGUUCAUCAUUUUUACAUUAAACGUGAAAAAAAAUCAA